AAAAAAAAAAGCAGCCGGGCAGCCAGCGUUCUAUUUCCCUAAAAAUAAAUACUGGACGUGGCUUUAACCGAUUUUUUCUUUUCGUUUUCGUCUCACUCAACUGCAAUGGCAGUAUAACCCUGCUCAUUAUCAUUAUCCGAUAUCUCCCGUGUUCAUUUACCCCAGCUCGGUUGCUGGUAGCUUGUAACCGCUGUUGUCGAAGGACCAUCUCCAAACCCUAGAAACCAACGAAGUAAAAAAGAUCUUGAUUCCCUCAAUUUUUUUCCGGGAAUCGAGAAUCCGAUCUAGACUCGUUGUAUAUUCCUUCGAGAUCUAUUCAUGGAACCUUAUCCUAAAAGAUCCCGUUUUGAAAACGGUGGAUUUGGAGUAAACCCUAGAGGUUCGGAGCAACAAGACUGGGGCUUCUACCAGCAAAGUAAUGGAGGUGGGGAUCUCGAAUGCAGGCGGUUCAAUACACCUGAAGGUUGCCCUUUUGGAUCGAACUGUAGAUUUCGGCACGUUACAGCUGAUGGCCGAGAUGUGGGACCACCUGGCAUUUCUUCUGGGGGAAGGCCAAAACCCUGCAUGAAAUUCUUCAGUACUUCAGGUUGCCCAUUUGGUGAAUCUUGCCACUUCCUGCACUAUAUACCAGGGGGUCUCAGUUCGUUGGGUCUAAGUCCUGUAGUAUCUCUCUCAGCUGCUUCAGCUACUGCUUCUCAGAGGAAACAGAUGGGGCCCAUGGGGGACCCAACUGGCAUGGUUAGUGGCUACAAAACAAAGCUUUGCAACAGGUACAACACUCCUGAGGGUUGCAGGUUUGGUGACAAAUGUCAUUUUGCGCAUGGGGAGAAAGAUCUGCGGCCGCCGAACAGUCAUUCUCGAGGGAACAUCCCACGAGGUCUUCCUGGAUUCAAUGGUGGGGACUCUAGCUUCACAAACUCAGAUACGGUGGGAAGUUCGAACUUCAAUUCUCAAGGCUAUGGUGAGCCAAACCCACCCGAUGUUGCAGUUAUUGAUGGUUCUGCUAACUAUGCAGCUGGUCCGGCUGGUGAAAAUGUACAGGUGUAUUAAUAAAGGUUACUAAAUGGGCACUACAUGGUGGGGUUUUACUGACCAAACUUGCAUAUGGUGGCUAUUAUUUUUCGAGUGCCUCUUCUAACGAGGUUUUAGUCAGUCUGGUGGAUGGUAACUGUUAUUUCAGUUUUAUAAGAACCUGUUCUAUUUUAGGAGAAUUUGUGACAGCAUGGCUCUGGCGUUGAGAAGAACUUGCUUCUGAUCACUCCUACAGAGGGAUGAGGUUGAUAUAUAUGGUAAUUGAAGAUUUCGAUCUGCACCUAUGGCAGCCCCAACUGCUGCCUAUUGAGAGUUACAUUGGUUACAAAGUAACAAGAUACUGAAGUUUAUGCAUUGUUUUGAUAAUGGAGUCAAUUUAAUGGAGUUGAGUUUGUAUUUGUUCCAGCAGUUCUUAAGAGGUUUUAUAUUAUGAGAAUGAUCAUUAUUGGUUGAUGUAUGGUUUCAGAAAUCUCGACGUUGACGCCUAUGAUUUGUAGUUACUGGAAACUGCAUUUCGUGUUC
Molecule: messenger RNA, 1554 nt
Organism: Macadamia integrifolia
Lineage: Eukaryota; Viridiplantae; Streptophyta; Magnoliopsida; Proteales; Proteaceae
Product: zinc finger CCCH domain-containing protein 56-like
Exons: 3
Coding region: 319-1050 (243 amino acids)
Molecular function (GO): mRNA binding; metal ion binding
Source: RefSeq, a predicted model, not a curated record